AUGGACUACAAAAUUUGCGACGAAACCUUUCAAAAAGCUCAAAACGACUUCAAAAACUGCCUAUUAGACACCAUAGACUCCAUAAAUUUUUCAAAAAUUAAAUUAUCCAAAGCUCAGCCACCACUUCUGCCUAAUUAUAAAUUGAAAGAACCAGCAACAAAUCCAUGCAACCACGAUCGACUUCGGAAAAGCGUUUUGAAAAGUCAAUCUUCGAUUAAACGAAGCCUAAUGACUAUAAAUAAUAUUGUACACCAAUGGAAUUUAUUGAUUUUGCCUUAUCAGGAACUCAGAGCUUUAUCUGGACAGUUUAUUGAGCAUGAAAAUUUUGGGAAAUCAUCAAAUAGAGACUAUUUAGAGGCUGUGAGGUGUUUAAAAGAAGUUUUGGAUGAAAUUAAAGAUGUCGAAUCAAAAACGGGAAAGUUUUUUGAUGAUUUUCAAUAUUUUGAUGACGAAUAUAAAAAUUUACCCUCAGGAAAUUAA
Ceutorhynchus assimilis (cabbage seed weevil) is the source of this 480-nucleotide messenger RNA. The record is from the annotation of a GenBank genome assembly. NCBI's taxonomy places the organism in Eukaryota, Metazoa, Arthropoda, Insecta, Coleoptera, Curculionidae.